Messenger RNA from Elephantulus edwardii (Cape elephant shrew), 6665 nucleotides. It is a transcript of the gene EPHA7, whose product is annotated as EPH receptor A7. Lineage: Eukaryota; Metazoa; Chordata; Mammalia; Macroscelidea; Macroscelididae. Gene Ontology annotation, molecular function: protein binding; transmembrane-ephrin receptor activity; ATP binding. The transcript has 17 exons. The record is from RefSeq and is a predicted model, not a curated record. Gene Ontology annotation, biological process: axon guidance; cell surface receptor protein tyrosine kinase signaling pathway; protein phosphorylation. Gene Ontology annotation, cellular component: neuron projection; plasma membrane. Bases 255 to 3251 code for a protein of 998 amino acids.
AUUGGAGUGUGGAGCAAGCGGCCGGUCUGCAGUCGGAGACUUGCAGGCAGCAAACACGGUGCGAACGAACCUGAGGGGGGUGGGAAAUAAAAAAGCUAAACGUGGAGCAGCCAGCCGGGGACCGAGAAGGCAUAAUAGAUGCGAGGAGCGCAAUAAAAAAACCAAAACAAAACAGCCCACUUCGGAGCAAACAGCAUUUAAAAAAGCUACGACUCAAGAUAACUGAAACCUAAAAUAAAACCUGCUCAUGCACCAUGGUUUUUCAAACUCGGCACCCUUCAUGGAUUAUUUUAUGCUACAUCUGGCUUCUCCGCUUUGCACACACGGGGGAGGCACAGGCUGCGAAGGAAGUAUUACUAUUGGAUUCUAAAGCACAACAGACAGAGCUGGAAUGGAUUUCCUCUCCACCCAAUGGAUGGGAAGAAAUUAGUGGUUUGGAUGAGAACUACACACCAAUACGAACCUACCAGGUGUGCCAGGUUAUGGAACCCAACCAGAACAACUGGCUGCGGACUAACUGGAUUUCAAAAGGCAACGCACAAAGGAUUUUUGUAGAAUUAAAAUUUACCCUGAGGGAUUGUAACAGUCUUCCUGGAGUACUGGGAACUUGCAAGGAAACCUUUAAUUUGUACUAUUAUGAAACAGACUACGACACUGGCAGGAAUAUAAGAGAAAACUUAUAUGUAAAAAUAGACACAAUUGCUGCUGAUGAAAGUUUUACACAGGGUGACCUUGGUGAAAGAAAGAUGAAGCUUAACACUGAGGUGAGAGAGAUUGGACCUUUGUCCAAAAAAGGAUUCUAUCUUGCCUUUCAGGAUGUAGGGGCUUGCAUAGCUUUGGUUUCUGUCAAAGUGUACUACAAGAAGUGCUGGUCCAUUAUUGAGAACUUAGCUAUCUUUCCAGAUACAGUGACUGGUUCAGAAUUUUCCUCUUUAGUCGAGGUUCGAGGGACAUGUGUCAGCAGUGCAGAGGAAGAGGCUGAAAACUCUCCCAGGAUGCACUGCAGUGCAGAAGGAGAAUGGUUAGUACCCAUCGGAAAGUGUAUCUGCAAAGCCGGCUACCAGCAAAAAGGAGACUCUUGUGAACCCUGUGGCCGUGGGUUCUACAAAUCUUCCUCUCAAGAUCUCCAGUGCUCCCGUUGCCCCACUCACAGCUUUUCUGAUAAAGAAGGCUCCUCAAGAUGUGAAUGUGAAGAUGGGUAUUAUAGAGCUCCUUCUGAUCCUCCAUAUGUUGCUUGCACAAGACCUCCAUCUGCACCACAGAACCUCAUUUUCAAUAUCAACCAAACCACAGUAAGCUUGGAAUGGAGUCCCCCUGCAGACAAUGGAGGGAGAAAUGAUGUGACCUACAGAAUAUUGUGUAAACGGUGCAGUUGGGAACAGGGUGAAUGUGUUCCCUGUGGGAGUAACAUUGGAUAUAUGCCCCAGCAGACUGGAUUAGAGGAUAACUAUGUCACCGUCAUGGACCUACUAGCACACGCUAACUAUACUUUUGAAGUUGAAGCUGUAAAUGGAGUUUCUGACUUAAGCCGAUCCCAGAGACUUUUUGCGGCUGUCAGUAUCACCACUGGACAAGCAGCUCCCUCGCAAGUGAGCGGAGUAAUGAAGGAGAGAGUGCUGCAGCGGAGUGUGGAGCUUUCCUGGCAGGAACCAGAGCAUCCCAAUGGAGUCAUCACAGAAUAUGAAAUCAAGUAUUAUGAGAAAGAUCAAAGAGAGCGGACCUACUCAACUCUAAAAACCAAGUCCACUUCAGCCUCUAUUAAUAAUCUGAAACCAGGAACAGUGUAUGUUUUCCAGAUUCGGGCUUUUACUGCUGCUGGCUAUGGAAAUUAUAGUCCCAGACUUGAUGUUGCUACUCUGGAGGAAGCUACAGGUAAAAUGUUUGAAGCUACAGCUGUCUCCAGUGAACAGAAUCCUGUUAUUAUAAUUGCUGUUGUGGCUGUAGCUGGGACCAUCAUUUUGGUGUUCAUGGUGUUUGGCUUCAUAAUUGGAAGAAGGCAUUGUGGUUAUAGCAAAGCCGACCAGGAAGGGGAUGAAGAACUCUACUUUCAUUUUAAAUUUCCAGGCACCAAAACCUACAUUGACCCUGAAACCUAUGAGGACCCAAAUAGAGCUGUCCAUCAAUUCGCCAAGGAGCUAGAUGCCUCCUGUAUUAAAAUUGAGCGUGUGAUUGGUGCAGGAGAAUUUGGAGAAGUCUGCAGUGGCCGCCUGAAGCUUCCUGGGAAAAGAGAUGUUGCAGUUGCAAUAAAAACCCUCAAAGUUGGUUACACAGAAAAACAGAGAAGAGACUUCUUAUGUGAAGCGAGCAUCAUGGGACAAUUUGACCACCCAAAUGUUGUCCAUUUAGAAGGGGUUGUCACAAGAGGAAAACCAGUUAUGAUUGUAAUAGAAUUCAUGGAAAAUGGAGCCCUUGAUGCAUUUCUCAGGAAACACGAUGGACAAUUUACAGUUAUUCAGUUAGUAGGAAUGCUGAGAGGAAUUGCUGCUGGAAUGAGAUAUUUGGCCGAUAUGGGCUAUGUUCACAGGGACCUUGCAGCUCGCAAUAUUCUUGUCAACAGCAAUCUUGUUUGUAAAGUGUCAGAUUUUGGCCUGUCCAGGGUUAUAGAAGAUGAUCCAGAAGCUGUCUACACAACAACUGGUGGGAAAAUUCCAGUAAGAUGGACAGCACCAGAAGCCAUCCAGUACCGGAAAUUCACAUCAGCCAGUGAUGUAUGGAGUUAUGGGAUAGUCAUGUGGGAAGUUAUGUCUUAUGGAGAGCGACCUUAUUGGGACAUGUCAAAUCAAGAUGUUAUAAAAGCAAUUGAAGAAGGUUAUCGUUUACCAGCCCCCAUGGACUGCCCUGCUGGUCUUCACCAAUUGAUGCUGGAUUGCUGGCAGAAGGAGCGUGCAGAGAGGCCAAAGUUUGAGCAGAUAGUUGGAAUUCUAGACAAAAUGAUUAGAAACCCAAAUAGUCUGAAAACACCCCUUGGGACCUGUAGUAGGCCAAUAAGCCCUCUUCUGGAUCAAAACACUCCAGACUUCACUACUUUUUGUUCUGUUGGAGAAUGGUUGCAAGCUAUUAAGAUGGAAAGAUAUAAAGAUAACUUCACAGCAGCUGGCUACAACUCCCUUGAAUCAGUGGCCAGGAUGACUAUUGAGGAUGUGAUGAGUUUAGGGAUCACACUGGUUGGCCAUCAAAAGAAAAUCAUGAGCAGCAUUCAGACUAUGAGAGCACAAAUGCUACAUUUACAUGGAACUGGCAUCCAAGUGUGAUAAGCGUUUCUCCCUUAUGAGGGAGACUGAACUGCCGAGAGAACAGUACUGGCCUUCAGUAUAUGCAUAGAAUGCUGCUAGAAGACAGUUGAUGUCCUGGGUCCUUCCUCCAGUGAAGAGAAGAUUUAAGAAGCACCUAUAGACUUGAACUCCUAAGUGCCACCAGAAUCAAUUUAAAAAGGGAAUUUAGGAUCCACCACUGGUGGCCAGGAAAACAGCAGUGACAAUAAACAAAGUACUACCUGAAAAACAUCCAAACACCUUGAGCUCUCUAACCUCCUUUUUAUCUUAUAGACUUUUUAAAAUGUACAUAAAGAAUUUAAGAAAGAAUAUAUUUGUCAAAUAAAAUCAUGAUCUUAUUGUUAAAUCAAUGAAAUAUUUUCCUUAAAUAUGUGAUUUCAGACUAUUCCUUUUUAAAAUCAUUUGUGUUUAUUCUGCAUAAGGAUUUUGUUUUAGAAAGUUGUUUAUAGCUUUGGACCUUUUUAGUGUUAAAUCUAUGACACAUUACUACACUGGGUACCUAUAAGAGAAUCUCAAAUUUAAAACAAUAACAUGAUUGACGAGAUAUUUCUAUCAAAACAUCGGUAUCCUUUUUGUGCCAUUUUAUUCUGUUAAUUCAGUAGUGUUUUGAUUUCAUUUGCUAAUUGGCAGGUAGUCAAGUAAAUGCAAUUGCCAAGAGUUUUGAUUUUUUUUUAAUAUUUUUUUACUAGAUCUGACAACACAUUAUCUUUUCAAUAAAAAAGCAAUAAUGACCCAUAAAUACUAUAUAAGGCACUUUUAACUGAUCGUUUAUAGAGUGAUUUUACUAGACAGAAUUUAAUAAUAAAAAACUAAAAUUUUAGGUUUAUGGCUAUUAAAAAAAAAGAUGAGGCACUUCAUCUAAAGAAAGUUGGUGAAAGCAAGUCUCUGAAAGCAAGAACUAUCCAGUGUUAUAUUAUCUAAAAUUUAAUCUGAGCACAUCAAGAUUUUUUCAAUAUUGUGACAUUAGGAAAUUUAAGAGUAAUAGUUGACAUAUAUUUUAUAUCCUACUCUGUUUAAUGCAGUCCAAACAUGAAAGAAAAUAAUUGUUUUAUAUUAGAACUCUGGAGCAUGAAUAAAGGGGAAGUUCACAAUUUUCACUUUUCAAAACAAAUUUGCUGCAUAGAUAUCAUCCUUGCAGUUUAAAAAAGUCUUUAAUUUGUGAACACCGAUGCAAGAAAUUUAUUAAAUGAAAGAAUGCUUAUUAACAUGUAAGGAAGAGGUAAAUGACCUGGCUUGUUUUGUUUUGUUUCUUAUGUUUUAUUUAUUAAACCAUAUUAUUUGAUUACUGUGUUAAAAUUUCAUAAGCAAUAAUUAAAUGUGUCUUUAUAGAUAUUGCAAGAAUGUAUAUGUAUUUUGAGUAAUGCUUUCAAAUGUUCUGAAAAUCAUGAACUACCCCAGAAUUGAACUGUUGUACUUCCAAAGAAAAUUGGGCUGUUUAUAAUGACUUUAAUAGAGAAAGAUCCCAGGGAUCGGUCAUAAUUGGUCUUGUUUGAUAAUGUGGGCAUCCACAAACAAACAAAUAACAGAAACAAAAUCUGUAAAUGUUUCUUUGUAAAACUUGUAAAUUUUAUUUAUACUGUCUUGUUUUGUACACACAUUUCUCUGUAGUGGGCUCUGAAUACAUUGAAAAUGCACUAUAUUUUUCUAUUUUACUUGCAGAGCAUCACAAAAGAACAGGUAUUUUCAGUGCUACAUAAUGUGUUUUCCCACAUUUAGGACCAAAGAUGGCUAUAGAAAAACUCAAAUGGAUUGCUUCCCAAACCCCUCCCCAAACCCCCCUUUUUUUCUUUUAAAUUACUGUACAGUGUUAUUUGAUAGUUUAAUUUAUUUUUUGAUUGACUAGGAAAAAAAUCAUUUUAAUUUCACUAAAAUGUUUCUUGUCCCUAAGGAAAAACAAUGUGUAAAAAUAAUUUUAAUUAGCAUAAUACAGUCACAUAGACACUUCCAUUUGUAAUCUUUGUAAUAGACUGUAAAUAUAUUUUUGGAACUAUAACACAAUGUGCUUGAGGGUUAUUUUUCAGUGUCUGCAGUGUAUACAAGUGUUUAUACUAAGUACAGCACUUUACAAUUCGAAUCAGUAGCAUUGGCCUUUGUGAGAAUGAGUGAAAGCGUUUGAGUGAGUGUUCUUAAUUCCGUUUGGAUUCUAGACUCACUAAUAAUGAAGUUCUUUUCUUGCUCAUAGCUUAAGGUGCUUAUUUUUUCUAUUAAAAUUAAAUUAACAAAAAGCCAUUCUAGAAAUAGAAGACAUAGUAUGGUACAUGCAAACGGUGUCUUUCCUGCUUUUUUCUAGCACUAGAUUUAUAGUUGAGUAGUCUUUCUUGAGUAGAAGGGCAGAAUAAAAGUUUUUUUGAGUUUUUUUCAAAAAUAACUUUUUUCUUCAGCAAUAUACCUCAUCUGCCUUAAAUUUUUUACAGCUCUUUACAGGGAAAGGGGAGAAGGGAUGGGAAAGACACACAGCACAAUAGGAAAUGUAUGAUUACAUCACACUCUCUCGUUUGUAGGUUUCUUUUCCCAAUCAACAUUAUGAUUUUCAAAUACAUGUAUGUGAAAAGAAUACUUAGAGAAAAUGAAUUAACAUUGUAACGCUGAUUGUAAUACUCUCUUCCAGAAAGAGAUCAAACAGUAUAAUGAUAAGAAUGUACAACUUGCACCUUGAAAUCUUUUUUGAUAAAUUAGUGCUCAGGGGAGGAAAGGUAGAGAAUGCGAAAGUCAAAAAUAGAAUUCCAAAAUUAUAAAAAUGCAAAAGGAAAUGGCCUCCUUGCUUUCGUAGAGCCUCCUUUUAUAGAACACUGUCUUCACACUUGACUUGUGUUUUGCAUUCAGUACUGAAAUAAAAGAACUGUUUUAUUACAUCUGAAUCUAACAUUUUCUGAGCAAUUGGUCUGGGCCUUGUUUAUUAGAACUGGUGGUUUAUGCUUAUCAGAGCACUAUUAGUUGAAUCAUAUUGUAUACUUAUGUAAUCUACAUUAGCUAGUAAUAUUUAGGAAUAUAUUUUAAUUGCUCCUCUUAUCCGUGUUUUUAAGACAAUUAAAAUGGUGUAAUUCACCUCUCUUUUUUAUUUAGGUAAUGCUGAUAUUCUCCCUUUUGUUUCCUGAGUAGCCUAGGACUGUGCUACUCGCUGAUGUGCAUGUUCAAAUAAAUUACUGAUGUGUAUUUUUUUGCUAUAUGUGAGAAAUCAUGGGGAACGUGGGGCGAGAUGUGCUUUUUGUUGGUUGAAUUUGUCCCUCCUUGCCUAAGAAUUACUACAGGGGUCAUCCUUUUAUAAGGAGAAACUGCUUUUGAACAGUGUCUUCAAUGUAUCAAGCACAAGUAACUCUUUCUUCAACACAAAUCAUAAGUCUCUUUUUACCAGCUUAAAAUAAUAAACGAGUCUAUUAGACAAUGUAAAGAAAA